This is a messenger RNA of Macaca mulatta (Rhesus monkey), 1261 nucleotides long. RefSeq names its product ES cell expressed Ras (gene ERAS). Gene Ontology annotation, biological process: signal transduction. Gene Ontology annotation, cellular component: membrane. The record is from RefSeq and is marked inferred. Gene Ontology annotation, molecular function: GTPase activity; GTP binding. Lineage: Eukaryota; Metazoa; Chordata; Mammalia; Primates; Cercopithecidae.
GUGAGGAGGGAAGGAGAGAUGGGGGGGACGUGGGGCAGGGAGAAAACAACAUAAAUCAUAUAUAUAUAGCACGCAAAUUGGAAGGUGAUCAGCACACAAUAGGCACUUGGUAAAUGUUAAAAUAAUGACACCCCACUGUCUCCUUGCCCUCACAUGGUCUCCCCUAACGUAUUGCCUGUUGUCUUGCUUCUUCUCUUCCCACUUGCAGAGCCCGCUGCCCACGUCUCUUCCCUGAGCUGCCUGCUGGGGUCAUGGAGCUGCCAACAAAGCCUGGCACCUUCGACCUGGGCCUGGCCACAUGGAGCCCUUCCUUCCAGGGGGAAACCCACCGGGCACAGGCACGCUGCAGGGAUGUUGGCAGGCAGCUGCCUGAGUACAAGGCUGUGGUGGUGGGCGCGAGUGGCGUGGGCAAGAGUGCGCUGACCAUCCAGCUGAACCACCAGUGCUUCGUGGAGGACCAUGACCCCACCAUCCAGGAUUCCUACUGGAAGGAGUUGACCCUGGACAGUGGGGACUGCAUUCUGAAUGUGUUGGACACAGCAGGGCAGGCCAUCCAUAGGGCCCUGCGUGACCAGUGCCUGGCUGUCUGUGAUGGUGUGCUGGGCGUCUUCGCUCUCGAUGACCCCUCGUCUCUGAUCCAGCUGCAACAGAUAUGGGCCACCUGGGGCCCUCACCCCGCCCAGCCCCUUGUCCUCGUGGGCAACAAGUGUGACCUUGUGACCACUGCUGGAGAUGCUCAUGCCGCUGCUGCAGCCCUUGCACACAGCUGGGGGGCCCACUUCGUGGAGACCUCAGCCAAAACACGGCAAGGCGUGGAGGAGGCCUUUUCUCUGCUGGUCCAUGAGAUCCAGAGGGUCCAGGAGGCCAUGGCCAAGGAGCCCAUGGCAAGGUCCUGUAGGGAGAAGGCCCGGCACCAGAAGGCCACCUGCCACUGUGGCUGCUCUGUGGCCUGAAGGUCUUGGCCAAGAAAUGUAGACCUACCCCCAGGCCAGGGUGAUUGUUUAUUUGACAUGAGACCCCUGAAGCAAUUAGCUUUGAGGGACACAUUCAGUAUACUAGGGAAAGAUGGACACCUCUCUUGUUUUCACUUGGUGAGGGGCUUUUUGGUAACAUGGGAGUGCCUAAUGUUGCUUUUGUUAUGUCAAGAGAUUUUGUGCAAAAUUAAAUAAAUGGUGUUUUUGGUUUCAAAGCUGCCUCCGUGCUGAGUGUUGUGUGGGUGAGAGUGAGACUGGGUAGAAUGUUACUUGAGUUGUGAGAAUUC